This is a messenger RNA of Lucilia cuprina (Australian sheep blowfly), 1554 nucleotides long. RefSeq lists its product as uncharacterized. The coding region runs from base 1 to 1554 and encodes 517 amino acids. NCBI's taxonomy places the organism in Eukaryota, Metazoa, Arthropoda, Insecta, Diptera, Calliphoridae. The record is from RefSeq and is a predicted model, not a curated record. The transcript is spliced from 3 exons.
AUGUUAAAAUUACUCUUCAUUAUAGUAUACAUUAUAACAAAAACACAAGCAUGGACUAAUAUAAUUGGUAAUAAUCGUUUAAAAACUAAUGAUACUGAGCAACAAUUUAGUGAACAACUUCUAAUAAAUUUAUAUCAGCGAAAAAUCUAUAAAGGUGUUCUUAUAUUCAAUGAAAAUGACAGGCAUCAAUAUUGCAACAAUUUCUUAAAAUAUUUUCAAUUUCAAGAAACGCCAAUGACAAUAAUAACUGCUAAUAUAACAAAACAAUAUCGCAAAUAUUUUAAUAAUCAAAUUAUUUGUAUAGUUUGCAUGACAUACUAUCAACAAAAUAUUUUGGAUCAAUUGGCUAUGAUUCUAUACAACAUGCGUUAUACACGAAUUAUUAUAUUAAUAGAUCAGUCGAGUAAGCAAAUGGAUUUGAAAGAAUUAAAUGACUUCUUUAAAUAUAGUUAUAAAUUAAAAAUGUUAAAUGUUGUAGUAUUCUUCAAAGAUCUCUGCAAAUAUGUGCAAUUUACAAUAUUUCCUAAAUUUGAAUUGGAAUUUGGUUUAUAUGAAGUGAACUCGAGUAACAUCGGUGACAUAUUACCAGAUCGUUUGCGUGACUUAAAAGGUUAUAAAUUGCGUACAUUAGCAGAUCACUAUGAACCAAGAUCCAUGGAAUAUUAUAAUGAAAAGAAUGAAACUAUACUCAAUGGUUACAUAGCACGUUAUGUACAAACAAUAAGUGAAGCAUUAAAUGCUUCUCUUUACUUUCCAUUACCGAUACCUCAUAAUAAACCCAUACAUCAUCGCGAAGUAAUAAAAUAUACAGUAAAUUCUUCGCUUGAUAUACCCAUUAGCAUUAUAGCUCUAUAUGAGACAGAUGAUCUGCUCGAAUUUUCAUAUCCCGUUGAAUUGAUUCAAUGGUCUUUCUGUUUGGCAUCUUGUAAGAAAUGGUACAGUCAGUGGCAUUAUAGAUGGCCCGAAAUUGUCAUAAACGAUAUGGCAAUACGUGGAGUAUUAGGUCAAUCAUUCGUAGAGUCUAAUAAUAGAAAAUUGUCACUGAAUCUCAUUAAUACAAUGUUAAUGCUGUGUGGCUUAACUGUUUCCACAGUUUUCGGUUGCUAUUUAUUAACAUUUUGCACACAGCCACCUUUGGAGCCUGAAAUUAAAACCUAUCAAGAUCUGGCGAAAUCCCCUCUAAAAGUUGGCAUUUACUUGCAGGAAUUUUUACUUAUUCAUAAUAUGACAAAUGGUUCAUUGGCCUAUUUGUAUGAUAAUUUUGUGGUAUUAACUGAAUUUGCCGAUUUUACACAUUUACGUGAUACCUUUGAUCGUCGUUAUACUUAUUAUACUACCUCCUCAAAACUAUACUACUAUCAGGGUUUGGAAUCUUAUUAUAAUACGAAAAUUUAUCGAUAUGACAGCGGAAUGUGUGUCAGUACAAUGAUGCAAUUGUAUUUAUCUCUGGGUCCAAAUUCAUACUUUCUACCGCGGGUUGAUGAAAUUAUAAUGAAUAUAAUGCAGUCGGGUCUUAUGAAUUAUUGGAUUAGUUGUUCAUAUCGUGAUGGCUGA